AUGCCCAGACUCAUUCUCAUUCUUUGUAUCCCAGCGGCUAACUCUUGCGCUUGGAACGAAGGGCCUGCCUCGUCGCCCUUCAAGGCGGGUACAAGUAGUCGCCGGUUCCGAGAUCCAAGUUUAUCAAGCUCUCCGGUUGCUCGAGGCGUCGAGUCAAUGUGGAGAGCAUUCCUUGCUCAUUGGUACGACGUCAUCGCGAUGGCUAAUUGGAGAAUGACGAGGCGAGGCCGCUGGGAGAAAUUUGUCCAUGGGAGGAUGGACAGCAUGACGGGACGGGACUACGGUUUCGAGAUCCUCGACAUCCGCUCAUAUAGUGGACCACGGACCGAAGAGAAGAGGACGCCGUCAGACGACUCGGACGGUGGCGGCUUCGUUAGAUAA
Coprinopsis cinerea okayama7#130 is the source of this 381-nucleotide messenger RNA. RefSeq lists its product as hypothetical. Bases 1 to 381 code for a protein of 126 amino acids. The transcript is spliced from 2 exons. The record is from RefSeq and is a predicted model, not a curated record. NCBI's taxonomy places the organism in Eukaryota, Fungi, Basidiomycota, Agaricomycetes, Agaricales, Psathyrellaceae.